AUGGCCAGCCUCCGCCGUCCUCACAGAAAGUCCCGACAAGGAUGUAGGGAAUGUAAGCGCCGAAAGGUAAAGUGCGAUGAGAUACGGCCGUCAUGUUUCAAUUGCACGCGGUAUAGUGUCCAGUGUGUGUAUGGAGUCCAAGACCCGCAGCAGGAAAACGUCUGGUCACCGCCAGCUCAAACUACGGCGUGCAAUGCUCUGGACCGUCCAUCAGCGGAGUCCGAGGCAAGCGCUCACCCUCGUGCUGAAACGAUUUUACCAAACGGCACUGGGAUCCCCUGCUCUGGUGACUCCUGGAAACAAGAUCUCGAGUUGAUGCACCACUACUGCACGGUCACCAGUAACACCAUGGCAUGUCAAGAGUCCGCACGGCAUGUGUGGAGAGUGAUAUUCCCCCAGGAGGGCUAUGUACAUGAAUAUCUCAUGCAUGGAAUUUUAUCGCUCGCUGCGCUGCACAAAGCCUUUCUGAUCCCGAGCCAGCGCGACAUUUAUCUCACGCAGUCUUCCUUCCAUCAUUCCAUUGGUCAAAAGACCUUCACUGCCCUUCUUAACAACGUGACCAGUGCCAACUGGCAACCAAUCUUUUCUUUCGCUACGAUAGUGGUCGCUUACGUUCUGUCGCACUCAAUCCGAGCUAGUGGUGACUCUGAGUCGGAGACAACACCUAUCACAAAGACAUUGGAACUGUUCUCUGUUACCAAGGGAAUCAAGGCUGUUCUGCUGCCAUUUAUACCCCAGCUCAACCAUACGCGUCUGGCACCGCUGGUGACCAGUGUUUGGCUGGCUCCAGUCGAUCCUGUUACAGAUUCGUGGGUCUGGCCACGAGACACACGGGCUGCAGAAGCUGACUUGACGCCUAGGAAACCAUCUCUCGAGUACUCGAUGCUGCCAGACGACGUAUUCUUCGCACUCUCGUGUCUCCGCCGCUAUCUAUCUGAAGCAGAGAGCCCUGAAAUCAAGGUUGAUUACGACAAAGCGGUCACUAUACUAGAAGUAUCGGCUAUACAAAUAGCUUACGCCGACGUGAAUGUUGAGGUCGGCGCUAUUCUUCUCUGGCCUUUCUUUCUCCCGGACACUGUGAUUGCCGAUAUCAGACAGCGGAAGCCCUGCGGCUUGGUGAUACUGGCGUAUUACGCAGUGUUUGUAAACACAUUGGAUAGAAUCUACUGGUUCUUGAGAGGUUGGGGCCAAGAAUUGCUGAAGGACAUUGAGAAUGAAAUUGGUGGCCAGGAACAGUCUAGAGAGAUGUUAAUGUGGCCACGAAGGCAUAUUGGGGGCAAAUAG
Messenger RNA from Fusarium odoratissimum NRRL 54006, 1284 nucleotides. RefSeq lists its product as uncharacterized. Gene Ontology annotation, biological process: regulation of transcription by RNA polymerase II. The transcript has 2 exons. The record is from RefSeq and is a predicted model, not a curated record. NCBI's taxonomy places the organism in Eukaryota, Fungi, Ascomycota, Sordariomycetes, Hypocreales, Nectriaceae. The coding region runs from base 1 to 1284 and encodes 427 amino acids. Gene Ontology annotation, molecular function: DNA-binding transcription activator activity, RNA polymerase II-specific; zinc ion binding.